Molecule: messenger RNA, 1017 nt
Organism: Rosa rugosa (rugosa rose)
Lineage: Eukaryota; Viridiplantae; Streptophyta; Magnoliopsida; Rosales; Rosaceae
Exons: 4
Coding region: 1-1017 (338 amino acids)
Source: RefSeq, a predicted model, not a curated record
AUGGACGAUAACCAGUUGAUGGAUAUGCUGAUGAACCAGGGAGAAGACGCCCUGCACAUUGAGGUCGACCUUGGGUCGAAGGCUACGGGUCGGUCCAUUGAAGAGACCCUGCUGGAGAUCACUGACGCGGGGUAUGGGGAACCUGAUCCCAAUGCUCCCGCGACUCAAGUCGAGCAGCCUUCUGCCGCUGACAUCAUCACCAUAGCUGAUCCCGGAAGGGAGAAGGAGGUUACCUAUACCGGCCGGGAUGUUAAAGGAUCCGGUGCGAAGAGGCAGAAGAGAGAACUUCCGGUACCCGACGCGUCGCCGUCACUUGGCCUACUGGCCCCUGCCAUUCCGGUAAUCCCUAAGAAGCCCAUCAAGCAGCUGCUGAGUGAGUACGGGGUUGCUGAUGAAAAAUUUGUGCGGUCCAUGCUUAGCGAUCUGAAGGAUAUUGACCUCGACCGGGUGCGGGCCAAGGACAAUACCCCCAAGGAGAAUCGCCGUCUCGCCCGGGAAUCUAUGAUGCGGGCCCUGUUCAAUGUGUACGCGGUUGAUGCCAGCGAGGAAGAUACUCAACUGAAGGAGGAGGUUAGCAAUCUCUCCGGGCAGGUGAAGUAUCUGCAUGGUGAGAAGGCCAAGCUGGAGAAGGAGCGGGACUCCUUGAGGCAAAAGAUCGAGUCCUUGACUCCACUGGUUGCCGAGAUGGACGCGGCAAAGCAGCGGAUCGCGGAGCUUGAGGGUGAACUCACCGAGGCGCGGGAUGAGGUAAAGAAUGCUCGGGACUCGGAGAAGGAUGCUGCAGAGUCUGCCACAUCAUGGAAGGAGAAGGCAGACUACUUGGAGGAGCGUCUUCCCGUGGAGAAGCGCGAGGCCGUGGAGGAGUACAAGGCUUCCGAGGAGCUUAUUGCGAUGCUUGCUGCUGCCCAAGACAAGGCUGUUAUCAUGAAGUUCAAGGAGUGGGUGGCGGCCGGGUACUUGGAUGAAGCCAAAUUCAGAGUAAUUGACAACAGCUAUGUCCGGGAAUGCCCGGUGUAG